Messenger RNA from Ipomoea triloba (trilobed morning glory), 1483 nucleotides. Its product is annotated as 8-hydroxygeraniol dehydrogenase-like. Gene Ontology annotation, biological process: lignin biosynthetic process. The transcript is spliced from 4 exons. The record is from RefSeq and is a predicted model, not a curated record. The coding region runs from base 73 to 1143 and encodes 356 amino acids. Gene Ontology annotation, molecular function: cinnamyl-alcohol dehydrogenase activity; zinc ion binding. NCBI's taxonomy places the organism in Eukaryota, Viridiplantae, Streptophyta, Magnoliopsida, Solanales, Convolvulaceae.
CCUGACUACCAUUACUCUCACUCGCUCUGAUCUUGAUUUUCUCAUCAAUCCCCCUGCAACAAGGACAAUAUAAUGGCAGCAACUUAUGAAAACGAGCACCCAGUGAAGGCGUUUGGAUGGGCAGCUAGGGACACCUCUGGAGUUCUUUCUCCUUUCAAGUUUUCCAGAAGGGAAACGGGUGAAAAGGAUGUGCAAUUCAAGGUUUUGUACUGUGGGGUAUGCCACACCGAUCUUCACCAGCUCAAGAAUGAAUGGGGUAACACUACCUAUCCCAUUGUACCCGGCCACGAAAUUGUUGGUGAGGUGACUGAGGUUGGGUGCAAGGUCGAGAAAUUUAAGGUUGGGGACAAAGUAGGCGUGGGAUGUAUGGUUGGAUCCUGUCGCAACUGCAAAUAUUGUGCCACCGAUUUAGAAAACUACUGCCCUCGAGCUACACCAACUUACAAUGCUAAUAAGACCAUGACAUUUGGUGGCUACUCCGACAUCAUGGUGGCCGACGAGCACUUUGUGCUCAGGUGGCCCGAAAAUUUACCUUUAGAGGCAGCUCCAUUGCUUUGUGCCGGUAUCACAACUUAUAGCCCCUUGAGAUACUUUGGACUGGACAAGCCUGGAAUGCACAUCGGGGUUGUUGGUCUAGGCGGCCUUGGCCAUAUGGCUGUGAAGUUCGCCAAGGCUUUUGGAACUAAGGUGACGGUGAUCAGCACCUCCGCUAGUAACAAAGAAGAGGCUAUUCAACGUCUUGGCGCAGACUCGUUCUUGAUUAGCCGUGACCUACAACAAAUGCAGGCUGCGAUGAACACAUUGGAUGGUAUAAUCGACACAGUUUCUGCUGUUCACCCUAUUAUGCCAUUACUAUUCUUGUUGAAAACUAAUGGAAAGCUGGUCAUUGUUGGCGGCCUAGAAAAACCACUUGAGUUGCCAGUGUAUCCCUUGAGCAUGGGUAGGAAACUGGUGGCUGGGAGUAGCAUUGGUGGGAUUAAGGAGACACAAGAAAUGCUAGAUUUUUCAUCAAAGCACAACAUAACACCAGAUGUAGAGAUUAUCCCAAUGGACUAUGUCAACACUGCUUUGGAACGUCUCUUGAAAGCUGAUGUCAAAUAUAGAUUUGUCCUUGACAUUGUCAAAACCCUCAAAUCUGAAUAAACAUCAAAUCUGACCUUGGUAGUUGCAAUCAAAUAUUUCUUACAACUAUACUAUAAUCAUGAUCGAUUACAUGUCAAACACUUCAUAUAUGAAUCUUUAGUUUUAAAUUUAUCAUAUUAUGAACUUAGUGGUACGUAUCUGGUUCACAAAAUCUUGAAUUACCUCCAGGAAGGUAAUGCGAGAUUUUGGGAAUAUAAGAUUACCUUAUGGGGUCAUUUGAUUCAGAAAUGUCAGAUUACCUUAAGGAAUGAUAUAUUGCUUGGAAUGUUGAAUUCCUAAAAAUGUUAUAAUCAUGUGUUUGGUUAAAAUGAGAUAUGUAAUAUAAAGUUGUUUGGUUAAA